AUGCAGUGGGUGGGUCUCGUCAUACUGCUUGACGAGACCCAGGACAUCAACAAUCAGCUGGGCACAAGGCUCUCAGCUGUCCCACGCCGGUGGAUAGCCACGCCAGCGGACGAGGUUGUGGUGGUGGCGGGAACACCUGAUCCAGCCCGAGGUUCGGAUCAGCUUGAUGCUCAGGAGCUGAACCGUACAACGGAACAGUUGCAAGAUGACCUGGCUCAUGAACGGACUCGGCGUUAUGAGCUUGAGGAUCUUGUGAGGGAUAAUUAUAAUUUCCUAACGUACGUUCGUUCGGACGAUCGUGCCGCGUUUGCGUUUGCACAACUUGAGAACGAACGUUCGACUCGUUCUCUUCGUGACGAGCUGGCUGCUGCUCGUCGAGACAUCGCUGAGCUGCGUGAACAGUUCGCUUCUGCUAGUCGACCAGACUAG
Peronospora matthiolae is the source of this 429-nucleotide messenger RNA. Lineage: Eukaryota; Oomycota; Peronosporomycetes; Peronosporales; Peronosporaceae. The record is from the annotation of a GenBank genome assembly.